Medicago truncatula (barrel medic) is the source of this 1169-nucleotide messenger RNA. RefSeq names its product protein MIS12 homolog. NCBI's taxonomy places the organism in Eukaryota, Viridiplantae, Streptophyta, Magnoliopsida, Fabales, Fabaceae. The coding region runs from base 88 to 837 and encodes 249 amino acids. The record is from RefSeq and is a predicted model, not a curated record. Gene Ontology annotation, cellular component: MIS12/MIND type complex; chromosome, centromeric region; nucleus. Gene Ontology annotation, biological process: mitotic sister chromatid segregation; mitotic cell cycle; kinetochore assembly. The transcript is spliced from 7 exons.
GAUAAAGUUUGGUUAGGGUGGUAGUAACAGAAGAAGUGAAGAAAGAGGCACAUACAUUAGGUUGUUUUGAAAUUUGGGGAAUCGAAUAUGGCGGGAAUGGAAGGAAGCAUGAGCAGCGAGAGCGAUGCGAUUUUCGAAUCGGUGAUGAAUUUGAAUCCACAACUCUUCUUCAACGAAGUUCUCAACACUGUUGAUGAUUUCGUCCUCGAUACUUUCGAUUUCUACUUCCAGGAAGCAUCCACCAAGCUCAAUGCUGAAGCUACUCAAAGAUCCCAACAUCUCACACAGGGUGUUGAUUGCAUUCGACAAAAGGUUCAAUCUGUUUUGGAUCAAAAGCUCACUGUUUGGGAAAAAUACUGUCUUUAUCACUGUUUUUCUCUUCCCCAAGGCUUUCAAUUACCAAACACUCUCAAUGGUGAAACAAGUGGGAAUGACAUUAAUCCUGGUUCUACUUCUGAUCCAGAAUUAGAUGCUCAAUUAGAAUCAUUGAGGAAAAAACUAGCUGAGGUGGGGAAAGAGUCUGAAAUGCUGAAUCAAGAAAUUCAUGCAUUAGAGAGUCAGUCUUCUCACAAUGCUCGGUAUAUCAACGAGGCAGUACAAUUAUUUGAGCAAAACUCUUACACUGAGUUGUUUCAGGAGAUCAUGACUACCGCCUCAGAACUUCGAAUGAAGAUGGGAAAGCUUAACACCAACAUGAUUGAAGAGACAGGAAAAGUGAAAGCAAAAAGGAUUGACAACAAUAAAAUGGACAUUUCUGCUAUAUAUGCUUCCAAAGGCCUAUCUAAUACGAAAUUCGAAGAUCUUCAAGAAUAUGUAACUCUUAUGAAGAGCACGUGAGCUUGUAUAUAAUUUUCAUCAAGCCAGUUGGACUGGUCUUAUCACUCAUGCUUGCUGUACCUGUAAUUGUUUAUUGGUAGUUUAUUAGUUGGAAUUUUCCUCUCUUGUACUGAAAUUAAUGGAUUUAAAUUAUUCGGAGAUACCUGAAGAAUCUCGUAGUCUUUCUCAAUUUGGUUGUGCAAAGGCAGAAGCUAGAAGUUUGUAAGUGAUAGGUACCAAAGUGAAGUGCCUGACAAGUUAUAGGGAGAUACUUGUGUUUCUUUAAUUAUUAAUUUGAAUUAAUUGUUAGCUGAGUUUACUAGGUUGUAGUAAAGCCCUAUAUUGUGAUAAAA